AUGGCACUCACCGAAACCGUCACGGAAACGAUAUCUGCUCACGAUGUUAGAGCCACAUUCUACUACAUGGACUUGACUGACCCCAGCUUUGCUGAUCCGGUCUCGUUCCCGUCAGAUCAAGCGGAGCGGAACAACAUUGCCAAGUUACCAGGAAACAAGAAGCCAGCAAUCUCGCUCGACUUCGUCGUAAAAGACAUUAGCACAGAGUUAGACAAGUACACCCUUGACACUCAUGGGUUCCAGUACAUCAAGCACAAGAGCAAGUUAUCCAAAGACGACUUUGCCGAUGACGAAAAAGUCAGAACUAUCUACUACCCUGAAUCGAUUGAUUUGAUCAAAAGGGCGACAGGGGCGUCUUACGUGCACGUGUAUGAGCACAACUCUCGGGGGCCUGUCAAGCCCACUCAGAACAAGGAGAUCCCGAUGCAAUGCCCCUGCCACUUUGUCCACUGCGACCAGUCGUACAACGGCGCCAAGACGAUUGCACUCAGUCGGAUCCCAGACAAGGCUUUCGCCGAGAAGGCGAUCCAGGUACAUUUUGCCGUUAUGAACGUGUGGCGUCCUGUCAGGACAAUUUACAAAGAUCCUUUUGCAUGCGCUGAGGGUGCCUCCGUUGUAGAUGACACGGACCUGGCACCGAUGCCCAUCCAGGCAGAUGACCUUUUAGAAGAAGGGUGGGCAGUGGGCCCGAACAAGCGGCACCGCUGGUACUUCAAGUAUGCUCAGCAGCCCGAUGAGGUGCUGUUGUUUAAAAAUUUCGAUUCCGAGGGGCCAGUGAAAAGGAUUGUGCAUUCUGCUUUUAUCGACCCAUCGAAUGUUGAUAAUUAUGACAGGGAGAGCAUUGAGCUCCGCUGUAUUGUUGUAUUUAAUCAGGAUGCAAGCGGGAUCGGUGUAGUUGAUGAAAAAGAGUCCGGGGUCGGGGGAGCAGGGAAUGCUCAAGGUCAGGUCACAGGAUGA
This is a messenger RNA of Diaporthe batatas, 957 nucleotides long. RefSeq lists its product as uncharacterized. The record is from RefSeq and is a predicted model, not a curated record. Gene Ontology annotation, molecular function: oxidoreductase activity. The transcript has 4 exons. NCBI's taxonomy places the organism in Eukaryota, Fungi, Ascomycota, Sordariomycetes, Diaporthales, Diaporthaceae. Bases 1 to 957 code for a protein of 318 amino acids.